This is a messenger RNA of Auxenochlorella protothecoides, 2394 nucleotides long. Its product is annotated as putative LRR receptor-like serine/threonine-protein kinase. The coding region runs from base 1 to 2394 and encodes 797 amino acids. The record is from RefSeq and is a predicted model, not a curated record. Lineage: Eukaryota; Viridiplantae; Chlorophyta; Trebouxiophyceae; Chlorellales; Chlorellaceae. The transcript has 9 exons. Gene Ontology annotation, molecular function: protein binding.
AUGCGUCGCAUACAUACAUUAGUACUCAUCGUCGUCAUGGCCGGAGGUGCCAUGGCCACACAGCUCCUGGCGCAGAUUUCCACCGUGGCGGUGGGCGAGGAGGUGCUGUUCACCGACAUCAGCGCAGACAAUGAGGAGGCAUGGUACACCAUCACGGCCACCCCCAGCGGCGAUGGAGCGCUGGGCCUGUACUGUAGCAGCGCCGCCGCGGUGGUCUCCCCCUCUGCCGCAGCCUCCCAGUACUACUCAACCCGCGGUGCCAACUACGCACAGCAGGUGGUCAUCUCCCCCAACUCAGCCCACUACUGGCCCGACACGCUGAGCACGCCCAACUUCACCUGCUCCGUGGCCAACGAGAACCUGUCGGGGGGCGCCAUCGCCUUCACCCUCACCGUGGACGCCGCGCUCAACGCCACCCAGAUUACCAACGAUCAGCAGGACGCCGCGCAGAGCCUGUUUGACGCCUGCUGCGGCGGGACCUCGGCCUGCCCGGCCUGGAAGGCCGCGGCCACGCGCUCUGGGGCUGCCGCCCUGCUGGACCUGUGCCUUAUGGACGGCAGCAUCUGCGAUUCCAGCGGGAACCUGGUCCAGCUCAAUCUAGAGGGCGAGGCCCUUCUGUGCCCCUUCCCCGGGGAGACCCUGGCCAAGUUUCAGAAGCUGCAGUUUCUGUACCUGGGCUCCAACUCGCUGACGGGUGACAUCGGCAACAUCGCCACCGCCCUGCUGAGCCUCGUGUCGUUGCACGAGCUGCGCUUGAAUGCCAACACCGGGAUCACGGGGACACUGACCUCCGACAUGUGCGUGCUGGCCAGCAGCGGCCUGACCCUCCUGGACCUGGCGCGCACGGGCAUCUCCGGCUCCCUCCCGGGCUGCCUCUUUGGCGCCGACUCGGGGCUGCUGUACCUGGCGGCGGGGUCCACGGGGCUCAGCGGGACCCUGCCGGACACCUUUUCGGCGGCCAGCACGCUGUGGCAGCUGAAGCUGGGAGUGGCCCAGCUGAGUGGCAGCAUGCCCUCCGGUUUAGGCCUGCUCCCCGCCCUGCAGAGCCUGGUGCUGGCCAACAACUCGCUGACCGGCACCAUUCCGGCCUUUGCCUCCGAGCAGCUGCAGUCGCUCAGCCUAGCCCACAACCGGCUGACGGGCGGCGUGCCGGCUGCGCUCGCCGGGCACACGCGCCUGGUCCAGCUGGUGCUGACGGGCAACGCGCUGACGGACCUGCCGGACGCCUGGGGCGAGGAGGGCGAGGCCGAGGCCGCGGCCGCCGCACCUCUGGCCGCGCUCAGCCUGGGCGGCAACGCCCUCGCCGGCUCCUUCCCCGUCGGGCUGGCCGCCUACCCCGCGCUGGCCUCCCUGGACCUCAGCGGCAACAAGCUGACAGGGGAGCUGCCCUCCGCCGGCACCACGUUUUUCCCCAGCCUGCGCUAUCUGUUUGCGGGCGGGAACGCGCUGGAGGGCAGCAUCGGGAACGCCUUGCAGGAGUCAGGCAUCUUUAACCUGGCGCCCUUGGACGCCAAUGUGCCCGCCACCUGGAACACCAUCUCCCUCGCGAACAACAAGCUGACGGGGGACAUCCCGACCUACAUGGCGUCAGCGGAGCUGGACUACCCCACCAACAUCCUCCUCUCCGUGAGUCGGCCGCGGCAUGUGGCGGGCAGGGCUCCCUCCCUCAGCAUGUUCACCUGGCUGUGUACUAGCCAUCGCAGCCUUUACUUGUUUGCCUCCGCAUGCCAGAGAUGGUACAUUGCCAAGAACACCAUCAGAAAUUCAGAAGCCUUGGCUCUGGAUCAGGCCAGACUUCAUCCUCCCCACGACCCCACCACACAGGGCAACUCCUUCUCCAAUGGCUGCGACACGGCCUUCAGCAAUCUGGCCAGCGUCUGCACCAGCUCCUCGCCGCCGCCCCCUCCCUCGCCAUCCCCGCCUCCGAGCCCCGGGAACGAGGAGGCAGGCGGGUUGUCCAAGAACCAGAAGGUGGGCAUCGCCAUCGGCGUCUUCCUGCUGGCCAUCGUGGGGGUGGUGGUCUGCGUGUGGCUGGCUCGGCGCAGGCGCCACGGCACGGCCCCCGGCUUCUCCGGCCUGGGAGGCAACCGCUUCGAGCGCUUCGACGAUGAGCUGGACGCCGAUCACGCCUUUGGCAGCCGCCCCGGCGGCCAGCAUCGCGGGGUGGAGCUGGGGCCGCGGGGCGGCGGCGGCGCCUACGGUAGCUCCCUGUCGCCAUCCCUGGGCCCCGGCCAGGCGUCGCCGUUCAUGAAGGACGCCGAGGUGGGGUUGGGGGGGACCUCCCUCCCCAUCUCGCCGCGGGAGGAUGGCACGGUCCAGGUCCACGCACUGGAGGCCGGCCACCAGAACGGCGCGACACGGGACCCCUUUGUCGGUCCGCCCCUGCAGCGGUGA